GGCGUGGGAAAGAGCCCGGAGGAGCCGACCGCGCCGCCGCGGGAGCCGCGCCUGCCGGGGCCCAGGGAGGGAGGGAGGGAGGAGGCAGGCAAGGAGGUCGCUGCGCCGCGCUCGGCGGCCGUGUCUCCGGCCGGGCUGCGUCCCGCGCCGUCUUCGCCGCGAUGAAGCGCCCUUGCGAGGAGACGACCUCCGAGAGCGACAUGGACGAGACUAUCGACGUGGGAAGCGAGAACAAUUACUCCGGGCAAAGUUCUAGCUCUGUGAUUAGAUCGAAUUCUCCUACAACAACAUCUCAGAUUAUGGCAAGAAAGAAAAGGAGAGGGAUCAUAGAGAAAAGACGUCGAGAUCGGAUAAAUAACAGUUUAUCCGAGUUGAGACGACUGGUGCCAACUGCUUUUGAAAAACAAGGAUCUGCAAAGUUAGAAAAAGCCGAAAUAUUACAAAUGACAGUGGAUCAUUUGAAGAUGCUUCAGGCAACCGGGGGUAAAGGCUACUUUGAUGCACAUGCUCUUGCCAUGGACUUCAUGAGCAUUGGGUUCCGAGAGUGCCUAACGGAAGUGGCGCGGUACCUGAGCUCCGUGGAAGGCCUGGACUCCUCCGAUCCACUGCGGGUGCGGCUGGUCUCUCAUCUCAGCACGUGCGCCUCGCAGCGGGAAGCAGCGGCAAUGACGUCCUCUCUGGCUCACCACCACCACCCCCUACACCCGCACCACUGGGCUGCAGCCUUCCACCACCUCCCCGCAGCCCUGCUCCAACCCAACGGACUCCAUGCCUCGGAGUCAACACCUUGUCGCCUCUCCACAACUUCGGAAGUGCCUCCUGCCCAUGGCUCUGCUCUCCUCACGGCCACGUUUGCCCACGCAGAUUCCGCCCUUCGGAUGCCGUCGACGGGCAGUGUCGCCCCGUGCGUGCCACCCCUCUCCACUUCUCUCUUGUCCCUCUCGGCCACUGUCCAUGCGGCCGCUGCGGCAGCCACCGCGGCAGCGCACAGCUUCCCUCUGUCUUUUGCGGGGGCCUUCCCCAUGCUCCCCCCCAACGCAGCUGCUGCGGUGGCAGCCGCCACAGCCAUCAGCCCGCCCUUGUCGGUAUCCGCCGCGUCCAGUCCCCAGCAGACCGGCAGUGGAACAAACAGUAAACCUUACCGACCCUGGGGGACAGAAGUGGGCGCUUUUUAAGUUUCCAUUGAACUUCUUGGCGAUAGUAACUGAAUGUCCUUCAUUUCAGAAUCAGCAUAAAACCUUUGCACCCUGAAGUUAGCCAUACAGAUGUCUACAGAUCCACAAAGGAACAAUAAAGCUAUUUGAGACACAAA
This is a messenger RNA of Molossus molossus (Pallas's mastiff bat), 1312 nucleotides long. RefSeq names its product hes related family bHLH transcription factor with YRPW motif 2 (gene HEY2). Gene Ontology annotation, cellular component: nucleus. Gene Ontology annotation, molecular function: protein dimerization activity; RNA polymerase II cis-regulatory region sequence-specific DNA binding; DNA-binding transcription factor activity, RNA polymerase II-specific. Gene Ontology annotation, biological process: Notch signaling pathway; circulatory system development; anterior/posterior pattern specification. Bases 162 to 1175 code for a protein of 337 amino acids. The record is from RefSeq and is a predicted model, not a curated record. NCBI's taxonomy places the organism in Eukaryota, Metazoa, Chordata, Mammalia, Chiroptera, Molossidae. The transcript has 5 exons.